GGCACACACCAAUAGUCCGAAUCACCAGCAAAUCCUGAAAUGGAACUAUCACAGAGCUGAUUAAUGAGGAGUUGGUGUCUGAAAGUAUCAACCCCGAACCUUCAUUUGCAUUGACUUACCGCGAUGUGUUUUUUGUGUACCGGAAAUGCAUCGUCAUAUUAAUGUUGAACAAAAAGGUUAUACUCUCAAGGCAUGAAUGAGUUAUCAACUCAUGCCCUUAACACCUUGUGCAUUCGAAUUUGUGUUUUCUUUACAAGAAUAUAGUUCAACAUGAGGAUGGAUAGAAGAAUCUGUGGUUUCAAGUGAUCGUGAAGUUCAAGUAACAAGAUGCCGACAUUCAGUGGCAAGGAUACAAAUCAGAUAUUCUAAGUAUCUUCAGCAUAUUUCGGAAUGAACAUUGUCUGGACGCUUGCUUUUCAAUGUGGUUUAAUCCCGAUUGUCAUGGGAGGAAAGUGGAUCAGCAUUAUGUCGGACAGUAACUCCUACAAGAAGGUGAAUGGGUUUGGGGUGAGAGUGACGGGCGCGAGUCACAUGCUGCUGGAGGUGAAGGCGUGUAAAGGAGCGGAGAUACAGCUGCAGCAGGAUGACACGGGCUCGGGUUCUUGGGUUUACUGCAAACUCGGCGGCGACUUGAACGAGUGGACAGCCAUGGCAGCCAGCGAGCUGUGCGACGAUGCCGGCUGUGGGUGGCUGGGUUACGACUACCAGCCUGUACUGGACUGUGACAACUUCAAGCCGUUCUGGCUGGCGUGGGACGCUGCCGGGAAGUUCAGUGUUGGAAAAGGGAACGUCCUGGGCUCUGACGUCCUGGUGACGGGGACCGUGACGCCGUUUGACGUCAACUUCUUCAUGGUGUCCCACAAUGACGCCGACGUUGUAGCAGAAUGGAGGAUCCUUGUUGACGAAGCCCCGGCGUUCAUCAGCCCCGCGUCAACGGGCACCACCGUAGUCGACGUCAGCGAGGACACUCCCACAGGCGUCAUCAUCUACACCGUGGCGGGGACGGACAACGAGGGAGACUCACUCACCUUCACGCUUGAUACCCAUGCUGAUGUAUUUGAGUUUGUUGGUGGAGGACUGAGGAUGCAACAGCCCCUGGAUUAUGAAACGUUGAACACCUAUCGGCUCUUGAUCAGCAUGUCUGAUGGUCGGAACACGGAGCAGGCGAUGAUGACGGUGCGAGUGACCGACGUCGUUGACGAGACGCCGGUAAUCACGUUGUCAGGGACGUUGUCUAUCCCGGAGGAGAUGGCAGUGGACAGCGUGGUCAGCAACCUCUACACCGUGGACGACCAAGACGAGGGAGACACACUGUCGUAUGCGAUAAGUGGAAGUGAAAGUACCUUCUUCAGUAUGGAUCCAACAUCCGGGGUAUUGAAGAUAGCUCAGAGAAUCGACCGGGACCAGGCGGCCUUGACCUCCGUCUCAUUUGACCUUACCGUGACCGACAGCUCUGGCCUUGGGUCGACCCAGACAAUAACUGCGACCAUUGUAGACAUCAAUGACAACAACCCUGCAUUCUUCGCGACAUCGUAUACGGUGGACGUCGCAGAGAAUACUCCGGUCGAUACCGUCGUCCUUGACCUUGUUGUGAACGAUGCCGAUGACGGUACCAACGUCGCCUCCAGAAUCGCCCUGCAAGAUGGUACUGCUCAAGACAUGUUCAAUGUGACCGGAAGCCAACUGAAGACCGUGACCAGUAACCUUGACUACGAAUCUCUGUCAGUUUACGAGUUCAUAUUUACCAUUGUAGCUGUCAAUGAAGACAAUCUGAGAACAGGAACGACAACCGUCAGUGUCAAGGUGACCCCGGUUAAUGAAUUCGACCCCGUGUUUGACACCCCCGCCGUGGACGGCACCAAACAGUUUCAGGGAACCAGUUUAUCAGAGGACGUCCCCGUCAACCACGAAAUCUCCUUCGCCGCCUCCGACGCCGACCUUGGAGUGGACGGUGACGUCACUUUUUUCCUCGUCUCCGUGCUGGACUCAAACGGAGGAGACAGUAGUGACAAAUUUGAAAUUGACUCUAACACCGGCAUCUUAAAGACACUUAGACCCUUAGACACUGACACCGCAACGGGGGGCGUGGCCUAUCAUGACGUAACGGUCAGGAUCACCGACGGAGCUAGCUCACCCAGAUCCUCGGACGGGACAAUGCGGUUGACGUUAAUUGACGUCAACGACAACAUUCCCAAGUUUGAUUCAACUCAUUACGCCGUCACCCUCAAUGAAGACAUUGCUGUGGGUGACGUUGUUGCUACAGUGGUCGCAACUGACGACGACGGUGACCAAGUCACACUCACUUUGGAAGGAGGAGGAAGUUAUUUCGAAAUAACCGGAAGUGACGUUGUUCUUAAAUACCCUUUAGAUUAUUCAUCAUCACCGCUUCAUGUAUUGACGUUAAGAGCAGAUGACGGAACGUUCACCACCAACGCUGUGAUGCUAGUUACCGUUGUAGAUGUUGUCUUGACAACGUUGAAGAUCGUGGUGGCCACAGACGCUGCUAUCCCCGAGGAUCAGAACGAGGGGACAGUCCUGAAGGGUGUGUUUGUGACCCACGGGAACACUGGUGCCGUCACCUACAGUCUGGGGGGCACAAAUGCUGGCUUCCUGUCAUUGAACCCAACUGGGGAGUUGAGUUACGGCUCGCAAAGAAUUGACCGCGACGGCAGUAGCGGUAUAACCACGUUGUCAGACAUCACACUGAAGGCAGUUGACAGCUCCGGUAACGAGGCCACAGCAGACCUCACAUUCAUCAUCAUCGACAUCAACGACAAUGCACCGCUGGCGACUGUGUUGGCACCGACGGCGCAGGUUCGAGAAAACUCACAGGAUAAUCAGCUAGUGACGUCAUUAGACUUCACAGACGCUGAUGAAGACUCCAACAGUAACGUCACACUCAACCUCGUCAGUGGUGACAUUCACAAUGUUUUCAAAGUCGUCGACUACGACCUGUAUGUCAGAGGCACCGGUAUCGACUACGAGGCUUUGACUGGAGACCACAGCUACAACAUCGCCCUCCAUGCUGUUGACAACCCACAAACGUCAACGCCGUUGACGUCAACCGUCACUGUUCACGUUGAGAUUCUGGGUGAGAACGAGUUCCAACCCUCAUGGACCUCCCCGACCGCCGGGGCCGGCUCCACCUUCCCCGAGGUGACCAUCAAGGAGUCAGCCACCCUGGGACAGACGGUGGAGACGUUUGUAGCCACGGACAACGACGGCGGCGAUGACGGACUGAUCACAUACAGCGUCCUUGACAUCAAGAAUCCUUCUGGCAUCAGCGUGACGGGCAAGUUUGAGAUGACGACAGACGGGCGUCUGGUGGUGGCGUCCCUGCUGGACUACGACGCCGACACUGGCGGAGUGGACUACUACACCGUCACCGUCGCCGCCAGCGACAGCAGCAGCACCAACGUGAAGAGCACCACCGGCAAUGUCAAGGUCAUUCUGGAGGAUGUUGAAGUGGAGAAUGUCAUUGUGUUGCCAAAGUUGCCCGUUGCCGACACGACGACGGAGUUGUGGGUGAUGAGGGCGUUGGUUGCCGUCCUGGGAGUCGCUUCCGCUGUAUUCGCUUGUGUCAUGAUCAGAAGUAUCAUAGAAACGGUGUCAUCUUCCACUCCAGAAGUCACUAAGCCACCAGACAAAGUUUGGAUGGAGCGGGCUGUGUCAGUGACGCCUCAUAUGUCUCUGGAGUCUGUGAUAAUUGAUGACGACGAUGAUACUUUUACAUCAGCCCAGUUCAGACCGAACACAACCACACCGGAGACGACACAACCGUCACUCGGUACCGGUCAAGGGAAGGACCAGUAAUAAGGAACAUAAGCACAUCCGGACAUGGUCAGCCACGAGGACGAGCUGGUGGUUCAGGGUUUGAAUCUCACUUCGGUUCUGUCUGUAGUGAAGGUGUCUGUGUCGCCAUGUUGUCACCAUUGCCAGUGAACACUGUGUGUUGUGUGUGUUGUGUGACAUGGUCAGCCCCGAGGACGAGCUAGUGGUUCAGGGUUUGAAUCUCACUUCGGUUCUGUCUGUAGUGAAGGUGUCUGUGUCGCCAUGUUGUCACCAUUGCCAGUGAACACUGUGUGUUGUGUGCCGAUAUCUUGUCAUUAAAGGAGUUCUGUCUCGCCAUCAUAGAUCAUUCUCAAUCAUG
Molecule: messenger RNA, 4150 nt
Organism: Haliotis rufescens (red abalone)
Lineage: Eukaryota; Metazoa; Mollusca; Gastropoda; Lepetellida; Haliotidae
Product: protocadherin-like wing polarity protein stan
Exons: 19
Coding region: 391-3813 (1140 amino acids)
Biological process (GO): homophilic cell-cell adhesion
Cellular component (GO): plasma membrane
Molecular function (GO): calcium ion binding
Source: RefSeq, a predicted model, not a curated record